Messenger RNA from Actinia tenebrosa (Australian red waratah sea anemone), 2713 nucleotides. RefSeq names its product protein EFR3 homolog B-like. Gene Ontology annotation, cellular component: plasma membrane. Gene Ontology annotation, biological process: protein localization to plasma membrane. NCBI's taxonomy places the organism in Eukaryota, Metazoa, Cnidaria, Anthozoa, Actiniaria, Actiniidae. The record is from RefSeq and is a predicted model, not a curated record.
GUUAUAUAUCCAGCGGUGUGUUGUGAGUAUGCGCAGUUAGUAUCAUCUCGAGGGAAGUCCUAACCAAGAACAAGAAAAAAAAACAUGGCGACUUCUCAUAUUUGUUCUUGUUUUGGGAACCUCAGACCUCGGUAUAAACGUCUAGUUGACGACAUCUUUCCUGCUGAUGCGCGGAGUGGACUGGUGAAGUCAAAUAUGGACAAACUUAUAUUUUACGCGCUUUCUUCGCCGGAGAAAUUGGAUCGGAUCGGAACGUACUUGGCGAGAAAGUUAACAAGAUUUGUGGAUCGUAAACGAUAUGAUUUCGUUAGAAUUGCAAUGGAGGCUUUAGAUCUUUUACUCAUGGCAUGCCAUGCUCCUAAUUUGAACUUAUUUGUGGAAAGUUUUUUGCGAAUGGUGCAAAAAUUAAUUGAAUGUCCUGAGGUGGACUUGCAAGUGUUGGGUACAGCGUCAUUCGUAAAGUUUGCUAAUAUCGAAGAAGACACUCCUUCGUAUCAUCGCCGUUAUGAUUUUUUCGUCUCAAAAUUCAGCUCAAUGUGCUGGUACAACGGCAAAGAUGAAGAAGAGAACCUUAAAGUACGAAGAGCCGGGUUGAAAGGUCUCCAAGGUGUCGUUAGGAAAACAAUUAGUGAUGAUUUGCAAGUCAAUCUUUGGGAUAAUACUCACAUGGCCAAGAUUGUGCCAUCGCUGUUGUUUGUAUUAGAAGAACGCCAGAAACAGCGUCCAAGGAAAGAAAGUGGGGAAUACACAAGCUCUUCCGAAGAAGACCCUACUCAUCUAGCAGAAUCAUGCCUUAGAGAGCUAAUGAGUCGAGCAAGUUUUGGCAACAUCAAGGCGGUAAUAAAUCCGUCCUUGCAUCACCUAGAUGUUAGUGAGUUAUGGGAGCCUAGUGAUUUUGCUUUGCAAGUUUUCAAGAUAAUUAUGUAUUCUGUACAAAACCAGUACAACCAUGUGGUUAUUCAAAUGCUGUUAAAUCAUCUGGAUCACUGUGCAAAAGAUUCUGCAAAGAAGAAGACAGGAAUUGUCAGUGUUUUGUCAGCCUGUGUCCGACUUGCCUCAGGAGUUUCCAUUGGACCUGCAGUUCUUGAGGUAUUUAACACACUCCUUCGUCAUUUGAGGUCCUCAGUUGAUGCUAGAUUUGAUUCCAAAGUAUCAAAUUCUUGUGAUGAGGAUGAAAAGGUGUUUGAAGAGUCUUUGGUCAGCACUAUUGGAGCAUUUGCAUCUAUUUUACCUGAUUAUCAGAAGAAUGACAUCAUGAUGUUUAUCAUGGGAAAAUUCCCUACACAAGGGCAAGAUCUUAGUAAUUCAGACACACGCACAGUCAUGAGACUGUCAGAGAGUGACACAGCACUGCAAAAAAUGCUUCUGCACAGCCUUCUUGAAGUUUCAAAGAGCUUCAACCCAACUUCACUAUCUGCUGCCUUUUCUUCUUCCUUCUUUGAGGCAAUUUUCCAGGCAACUAUUGUUGAGGAUCCAGAAGUGCGACGACUAGCCCUGGAAGUAAUUUAUACAUUAAUUGAUCGCCAUGGUAACCUACCCAAGCUGGGACUCGAUGGCAUGUUGAAACGUGGGCAAGAGAUUGAGCUGAAAACAGAGAAAUGUACGAAGCAGGAUUUGAUGUUCUUCAGGAAGUACGAUGAUAAAAUCCUGUGGUAUUUGUAUGAGAGUGCUUGCAUGAGAACUAACAAAGUCAGCAAUAUAUUUGGUAUUUACCUCACACUUGCAAUCCUGAGUACUGAGUUGAGUGAGUCAGAAGUCAUUUCUCAGUUAAUUUUACUAGUCUUUGGACUUCAGAAUGCAGCUCAGAAAGAGGAAUAUCGCCUUUCAAGCGGGGUUCGUUGUGCUAUUCAUGCUAUGRCAGCAGCUCAUCUCCACCUUGCAGCACAGCUCCUCAGACUCAGCUCACUUGGAAACCAUGUAACUGAAGUAAUUUACUUUAGAGAGAAGGAAGCAAGUUAUUUAGUACCAGAGAAGGGUUUCUCUGCUGAAAAUAUUCAGCUUUCCACUACAAUCUUCUCAAACCACUUGAUGUUCAGUCUUGCAAGGGUGCAGGAUAGCCUUCGUAAGGCAGACGCCAACCUAAAGAACAUCCGUGGUUCCUAUGAACACAAAUCCUAUAACGAAAUGUUGUCACAAAGCUCAGCUCCUGAAAUCAAUGCUUCAUCAGUCUCUAGUGCUGAACUAGACACCCACCCAUCAUCCACCGGUCUGCGUCCACUGACACCCAAAGAAGACAUCACCUUCCAAAUGCUGAAGGACAUCGUAUCAGACAGAUCACCUCCGAAUCAAGUGAAUGAAGAAAAAGAUUUUAAAGAGGUUACCUUUACAGAGAUUGCUGACGAUGCAAGUUACAGGUUAAGAGAAUUUAACAGUAAACUUGACAACGUAUUGGAUGUAAGUAGUACCCCAAGAACUCUCAGCUGUUUGAGCAUUUCAACGAUAAGCAUCUCAUCUAUCCCCGGAGAAGAUACCUUUGAGAUUAAGUAUCCUGAACAGUAUGUAUACUAAAUAUCAUAAAUUAGAAUAAAUUCAUAUUAAAUAGCAAGACAGUUCAUGGUUCUGACUCACAGGAUAGUGAACCAGUUACAAUAUAGCAGCUCUCUUCACAGUGUAAUUAAUACUACAUCUGUUUUUGGACUGCUACGUUAAUUUUUCUUGCGCUAUCAAAGAAUAGUAAAAUUAAAAUAGAACUCUUUUCGUAAUCAGAAUUUUU